AUGUUCCUCAACAAUGGCGCCCCGUCCCAGCUGGCGCUAGCUUCAUUCGACUUGAACGCACCGACAGCAAUCAGGAUUGAAUAUAAAGCGAGUACCAUUGAAAAGGCAGUCAUUCGACCUCUUUCUCUGGGCAUUACAGCGCAAGUCGAGAAUGAUACAAUCGUCUUUAAUCUCGAUCAACCGCGAGACUUGAUGAUAGAGAUCAAUGGAGACAAGUGGAAAGCGCUUCAUCUCUUGACGAACCAGAUCGACAAAGAUGCGCCAACGGCUGACUCGGAGGACAUCUGGUACUUUGGGCCGGGCAUCAAUCAGGGCUCGGCAUAUUCAAAAGUCGCCGAUGGGGUCAACUUGAUGGUUCCUUCAGGCAAAACAGUGUAUCUGGCUGGUGGCGCUUUCAUCACCUGUCGGCUGAAUUUCAUUGACGUUUCCAAUUCUUCUGUCCGAGGUCACGGGUUUAUCCUCGGGCCAGAGGGUGGGUACGUCUACCGAGAGCUUGGCGGCGCCAUCCACAUGAGCGGAGCCAGCAACAUUCAGGUUGAAGGGGUCACUUCUCUUGGCGCGAACGGCUUCAGUCUUUGUGCUGGAGAAUGUAACAACAUUCUUGUCAACAGAUACCGGUCCUUUUCAUUUGCAGGAAAUGGCGACGGAAUCGACUUCUUCUGCUCUUCGGACAUCACUAUCGCAAAUUGUUUCUUACGGAACUCGGAUGAUACCAUCGCGCUGUACUCCCAUCGCUGGAACUGGUAUGGUGACUCAAACAACAUCACGAUCCGCGACUGUGUGUUGCUGCCGGACAUCGCUCAUGCCAUCAACAUGGGUACACACGGCAACCCUGCCAAACCAGAGACCACCAGCAACAUUCGCAUAAGCAACAUCGAUAUCCUGGAUCACGAAGAGAAUCAGCUAUGGUACCAGGGGUGUAUCGCCAUCAACGCUGCUGACGAGAAUCUUUUCCACGAUAUCAAUAUCGAGGAUGUUAGAAUUGAGAGGAUCACGAAGGGGCAGCUUAUCAAUAUUCGUGUCAUGCAAAACGCGAUGUGGACUACUGCUCCAGGUCGCGGUGUUCGCGACGUUCACGUCAAGAACAUGUCGAUAAACCUGAAAGACUCGAAGGUUGUCAAUCCAUCAUUGAUAAUGGGGUAUGACCAAGAUCGGAUGGUGAAGAAUGUUACGUUCGAGAAUUUGAGGAUUGACGACGAAAUCAUACAUGAAGAAAUGCCGAAGCCUAAGUGGUACAUGGUGGAAGAUCUUGUGCCCCUUUUUGCCAAUGAACACGUCGAAGAGCUGAAUUUCAGUAGAUUAGCAGAAUAG
Molecule: messenger RNA, 1311 nt
Organism: Colletotrichum fioriniae
Lineage: Eukaryota; Fungi; Ascomycota; Sordariomycetes; Glomerellales; Glomerellaceae
Source: RefSeq, a predicted model, not a curated record